AAAAUAUCUAGCUAAGCUGCCGUUCUUCCACUAACCCAAGAAAUGGCCGGACUGUUCGCAUCGUCGGCCGUGAAAUGGGCCAUCGACAACCUCUCCUCCCUGCUGCCGGCGGCGGCGGCGGCGGGGUCGAGCCGGGGCCUGGACGCGCUGGAGGAGCUCCGGAUGCUGGAGCGGACCAUGCGGCGGAUCCACGCCACGCUGCGCGACGCGGAGCAGCGCUGGAACAUCCGCGAGGAGUCCGCCAAGCUGCGGUUGGAGGAGCUCAAGGAGCUCGCCUACGACGCCGAGGACGUGGUGGAGGAGUACGAGUACGAGGUGAACCGGCGCAAGGUGGAGGCGCUCGAGCGGCUCGCCGCCGUUCAUGGCGGCGGCGGCGCCAGCAAGCGCAAGCGCGAGGAGGUACAUGAAGAGCAGUUCUCCACUGAGUCUGGAAUAGUUCCAGUUCCAAGUGAGUUGGCUGACAGAACAAGGACAGUUAUUCAGAGAUUCUGUGAGAUCAAAGACUACUGCGAUAGUUUUAGUUUGUCUGAUAAUGAUGGGGACAGAAGGAUUGUCCCUGAUAUCAAUGCUAUGCGGCAGACUAGCUCUUUUGUAUUUGCACCCAGAAUUCUUGGAAGAAAGAAAGACAUGGAGAAUGUUAUCGCAAAAUUGCUCUCUGGGGAAGGCAGCCGUGUUGGAGGUUGCAUGUCUGUUUUGGCCAUUGUUGGUAUGGGAGGAUUGGGCAAAACAACACUAGCACAGCUUGUCUACAAUGAUCCAAGGGUACGCCAAUCUUUCGAUCUUUGCGCAUGGGCUUAUGUUUCAGAGUGUUUUGAUGUUCACAACCUAACACGCAAGAUCAUCAGUUCUCUAACCCAGAGUAACUGUGAUCAUAUACAAUCUGGUGAUCUACAGGGAGCAUUGGCCAACGAGAUAAAGGACAAGAGGGUUUUCCUUGUCUUUGAUGAUGUAUGGAAUGAGCGAAGCGAUUACUGGGAGUUGUUGAUCACACCGAUGUUUGCUUCUAAAUGUUGUGACAUUAUAGUAACCACUCGGAAUGAGACAGUGGCAAGGUUGGUGCAAACAACACAAAUGUACAAUAUGAACUGCUUAAGUCCUGACGAGAGUUGGUCAUUGUUCAAGCAAACAGCAUUUACUGAGCAAGAAAAUAUCAGUCCAGCAAACCUUGUAGAGAUUGCUCGAAUGGUAUCUGAAAAAUGCAAGGGGUUACCAUUGGUAAUCAAGACUGUAGGGAGCAUAUUGCGAUUUGAAACCAAUGAAAUUAAAUGGAGGGAUGUCCUACAAAGUGAGUUAUGGGACUUGGAGCAGACUCAGAACGAGGUUUUGCCAGUGUUGGAGUUGAGCUACAAGCACAUGCCGAUAGACCUGAAACAGUGCUUCGUUGCCCUUUCUCUAUAUCCAAAAUAUUAUUAUCUUGAUGAAAACAUGGUAGUUUGGUUAUGGAAACUACUUGGUUUACUUCAAGGCGAUGAAAUUGGAAAGUUAUAUUUCAAUGAAUUGGUUCAGCGAUCAUUGCUUCAAAGUUCUAUCCAUGGACAGAAAGAAGGUCAUGCAUGAUCUUGUCCAUGAUCUUGCAUGCUUUCUUGCAGGGGAAGAGUUCUUUAGACUUGAGGAAGAUAAACAAACUGAAGUUCCACGGGGCGCUCGAUACAUGUCGAUAAUGCCAAGAUCACUAUGUAGGAAGAGAAUUCAAAUAUCAAAUGCCUCGCAAUCUCUCAGAGCCAUCAUAGUGAUAAUGGGUGAUAUUGAUAUCGUAAAUCCGGAAGUGUUGUUUACGCACUGUAAGAAGCUUCGGAUCAUUUACGUCGUACAGGGCAGUGUUCAAAAGGCACUACUUGACUUCAUAGGUGGCAUGAAACUACUACGGCAUCUCACUCUAUCAGGUUAUGAAUGUGCUACACAUUUAUCACGUCCUAAUUCUAUGUCUGAGCUAUUUAAUUUGCAAACCCUGGACAUACAAGCGUAUACGUUACUUAAAAUUGGACGACUGAUUAACUUGCAAACUUUGCCUGAAAUACAUCUCAUGAAAUGUGGUUGCUUCGUUGACAUAAGAGAGUUGAGGAAUAUGAACAAAAUAAGGAAGUUGUGUAUUCGUGGACUGCGUAAUGUACCUAGUAUCAUGCAUGCAGAUGAAGCUCAUUUACAAAGUAAAAGGAACCUUGAGGUACUAGAGUUAGAUUUUGACGAAUUAUUUCUUGAUAAAGAUUUCGAUGAAUUGAGAAGUUGUGAACAUACAGAGCAUGGUGACGCUAAUGAAGCAGCUGUCACUCAAUCGCGAGGCCAGUUACUUGAGAAACUACGACCACACUACCAAAGCCUCAAGGUACUAAGAAUACAAAACUUGAACCAUGGAAACUACCCCAGCUGGUUGGGCAGUGCUUCUUUUUCCAAGUUAACUGAACUGAAGUUACAGGCUUGUCAAUCUCAACACCUUCCAACACUUGGUGAGUUACCUUCUCUCAAAUCCCUUGAUAUAAGCCGAAUGGAGUUUGUGGAACACAUUGGCCAUGAGUUUUGCAGCCUUCAGCAAAGAUUCAAAGGGUUCCAAGCAUUACAAGACUUGAGCUUUGAUGGUAUGACUCGAUUGUCAGAGUGGUCUGGAGUGGAGGAUGGUGAGUUUCCACACUUGGAGACCCUGUUAUUCUGGAAUUGAAUUGAAGUCUCUUCCAUUUGUUCCAUUGUCAUGCUUGCGUAAUCUCAGAUUAUAUGGUUGCAAAAAUCUUGUUACUUUUCCUGCCUCAGCUACCAUGAAGGAACUAAGCAUCUCGAGUUGUGAGAAACUGAAGGAACUGCCAGCUCUACCAUCACUCCGUUCAUUAGACCUGUCCCAUUGUCCAAGCUUGUUUGCACUUGGUCACUUCCCCUUGCUCACUUCCUUGGGACUGUAUUAUAUAUUCAAUGAAGAUAUACUAUGCAAGUUGGUGAAUUCGUACAUGACACUGGAAGACUUAACAAUUUGGUCUGAUACCAUCAAGUCAUUCGCUCUUGAACCCCUCGGCCUACCAUCAGUUCGAAAGCUUGAAUUGAGAUGUCCUAAUUUACACUACUGUGGUGCUCUUACCAGCCUCAGCUCCCUCAAGAUACUAAACAUAACUGGUUUUCCUCAACUUCACAUACCCCACUCAUCACUCCAAAGCCAGCUGGAGGAAUUGAUUGUAGACCCUUGAAGGGAGUACAAUAAUUACGAAACGUAAGUGAGCUAUAAGACUUCGACA
Molecule: messenger RNA, 3215 nt
Organism: Oryza sativa Japonica Group (Japanese rice)
Lineage: Eukaryota; Viridiplantae; Streptophyta; Magnoliopsida; Poales; Poaceae
Product: putative disease resistance protein RGA3
Biological process (GO): defense response to other organism
Molecular function (GO): ADP binding
Source: RefSeq, a predicted model, not a curated record